Molecule: messenger RNA, 875 nt
Organism: Diabrotica balteata
Lineage: Eukaryota; Metazoa; Arthropoda; Insecta; Coleoptera; Chrysomelidae
Source: the annotation of a GenBank genome assembly
ACAAAAUGUUCGCAGAAAGUUUCGUGUUAAAAUAAUAAAUAUUAAUUCAUAAAGUGUUAUUGUAGAUAAUGAUCUAAAUACUGAAGAUAACCUGUUACUGAGAGUUAAGACUGAUAAACCCCAGCAGAAAUAACAACGCCACAAUGGAGCACCAACAGCUGAUCGAGGAAAUGCCUAUAGUGGAACAGAUGCCCACACAAGAGAGACUGACAUUGGCAAGGAAAAGAAGAACCUUUCAGUUGAGGUUAUGGUUGCAGAAGGAGAAGGAAUUUGGAAAAAGGAGCGCCAAAUAUCAAAAAUCGAACAAAAGGGGAAUCUGCUUUAAUGACAGCGUCGUACUACUAGAAGCUGCAGCUAGAAAUGACAUUGAUGAAGUUCGAAGGUUGCUGAUGAAAGGUGUGAGUCCUGAUUCUUGCAACGAGGAUGGUCUCACAGCUCUACACCAAUGCUGCAUCGAUGAUAAUGAAUCCAUGUUACUGUUAUUAUUGGAGUACGGCGCUAAUGUGAACGCAGAGGAUAGCGAAAGAUGGACACCUUUACACGCCGCAGCUACUUGUGGACAUUUAAAACUAGUAAGGAUUCUUAUAGCAAGAGGAGCCAACUUAUUAGCUGUGAAUGCUGACGGUAAUAUGCCGUACGAUAUAUGCGAGGACGAUGCAGCUCUAGAUUACAUCGAAACGGAAAUGGCGAGACGCGGUGUCACUCAAGAACUCAUCGACGAUACCAGGGCCGCAACGGAAAAACAAAUGUUAAUAGACUUAAAGAAAGUAGCAGCUGCCGGUGGAAGUUUAGAGUAUUACGAUGAACAAGGAGCCACACCAGUAAGUUUUAUGUUUUUCGCACCAUUUUACCAUAAAUUGGAAAAUAUUGGCUAA